AUGGGUUUAUAUUCUCCUGAAUCUGAAAAGUCUCAGUUAAAUAUGGACUACAUUCCAAAGAAUGACUCGCAGUCCAUCUUCAAAAGUCUCAACCAAAAUGUGAAACUCAACGAUAAUAAUAGCAAUAAUAACAGAAGCCAUUUGAACAUGAGUGAUUAUGGCAAUUCUUCGCCCUAUGGACGCUCCUACGAUGCAAGAAUCAAUCAGAACCCACAGAGCAAUGGCAAUGGGCGUUUUUCUGGUAGCAUUGACUCCUUGGUUGACGAACAUAUAAUACCUUCGCCACCUUUGUCACCCAAGCUGGAAUCGAAAUUCCAGCAACAUGAUGAAUCGUCUCACGUAUCUUCUCCAGCGCUGGUGGGGGCUGCGCCCAAAGGUCCUGCAGAGAAUGUUUUAUUUGUGAGGCCCGCGUGGCCCAAUGGAUUAACAAGGAAAAGAUACCGCUACGCCACGUAUGGAUUCUUGUCUCAAUAUAAGAUUUUCAGCAACUUGGCGCAUCCAUAUUCUAAGAAUAUUAUCAACAGGUACAAUAACCUGGCCUACAAUGCCAGGCACAAAUAUUUCAGGUAUGACGAUGAAGUCACCCCUUCUUCUUCUAGAUUACCUUCCCCAUUAGCAUCUCCAAAUUUGAACAGACAAUCAAGAUAUAAUAUGAGAAAGCAGGUGUUUUUCAAUAACAAUCUGAGCAAGUUUGAAUCUGACACUGAAUGGAUGCCACGGAAACGCAAAGUUUACUCACCGCAAAGAAGAACGAUGACUACAAGUCCACAUCGUUCCAAGAAGUUCUCGCCCUCAGCGUCUGCUCCCCAUACAAAUAUUGCAUCCAUCGAAGCCAUUCACGAAGCUCCUCAGUACAUACCUAAUGUCUCAUGGAAAAAACUGCCAGACUUCUCCCCUUCUUUAUCGACUCUGCCUGCAGACACUAAUAAAUCACUCAAGAUCGAAUGGAAAGGAUCUCCAAUGGACCUGUCCUUGGAUCCACUGAAAAACGAGCUGCACCCGGCCGAACUAAUUUUGGCGCAAACUCUAAGGUUACCUUGUGAUUUGUAUCUGGAUUCCAAAAGAAGGUUGUUUUUAGAAAAAGUUUAUAGAUUAAGGAAGGGGUUGCCGUUUAGAAGAACCGAUGCGCAGAAAGCUUGCAGGAUCGAUGUCAAUAAGGCUUCAAGACUUUUCCAAGCAUUUGAAAAAGUCGGUUGGUUGCGGGACUCAAAUUUUACAAAAUACUUAUGA
Molecule: messenger RNA, 1230 nt
Organism: Saccharomyces kudriavzevii IFO 1802
Lineage: Eukaryota; Fungi; Ascomycota; Saccharomycetes; Saccharomycetales; Saccharomycetaceae
Gene: FUN19
Product: Fun19p
Exons: 1
Coding region: 1-1230 (409 amino acids)
Biological process (GO): regulation of transcription by RNA polymerase II; chromatin remodeling
Cellular component (GO): nucleus; SAGA-type complex
Molecular function (GO): protein binding; chromatin binding; transcription coactivator activity
Source: RefSeq, a predicted model, not a curated record